AGGAAGAUGAAGUUGCUAAAAUUUCUUUCCCUUGGGGCUAUAACAAAAUAUUGCUAUACAAAAUAAACCAAAUUAAUUUUUGUUUUUACAUUGAACUAUGAUUUCAUUGUUUAUUUCAGUAGAGUAUAAUCAUUCGUCAACUUCAUUUGAUGUCCCGAAUCUCUUUUCAAAAAAUUCGCAAUGGAAACUUAUACUAUUUUUAAAAUCUUGCCUCUCCGAAUGGGCUUAUUGUAUGAGCCCAUUAACAUGGAGGGGGCAUGAGCAGUGGCUGACCAUCUAUAACUGGAGCAAACACAAAGCCACCGCACAUGGCACUCGGUGCACUUGCACUCUUGGCCAUGUGGAGGCCGACUUAAUCAAUGGGAACUCUCGCUGGGAAUGGGAGCCGAAUGGAGCCAGUCUGGCGAGCGUGGGCGGGGGUGAAGGGUGCUCGUGGCUCGGGUAUCCAUGGAGAGUUCGGGCAUGUGGGGAUGCUCUUUGUUCAAAUGCGGAACUAUUGAUUUUGCAAUAAAAGUGCGCGCGCAGAACCGAGAUUUGUGCCAAAUGCGAGAGCAGCGAAUUUCCCGAGACCCGCCACGAUGUGUGGCAUGUUGUCGGCGGUCAGUGAGGAGAGUGCCGGAGAGCUGCAGAGCUGGAAAACCCGGAGACCAAGCCGAGCCGAAUGCAGUCGCCAGUGCGGAGCAGAAAGCCUUUGGUCACGAGCCACCAGCUGCCAGUAACUCGAAGGAAAAAAUAGUUACCACAAAAUACAGCACAGCUCCAGAAUUACCAAAUAAUUGUAGAUAAUUUAUAGAGCCCAAUAAUUACCGAAUAAUAGUUAUUGGAAAGAGAAAAACCAAAGGAAUCCCUUCCAGACGAGUGAAUCCCUCGGAAAAGCCCUCGGCACGUGAUGCAACUAACGUAUGGAUGGGGACACCAGUGAUUAAAGUGAAUUUCAGUGGGGUCAGCUAGCCAAAAAUCGAUAGGUUGGACUAUCCGAAAGUCGUGUCCUCCAGCUGGAAACGUGCGCAGCCUGCAAAGUUUGCUAAGGACCAAAGGCAAAGCCAGAGGAAAAUCUCAACCUACGCAGGGUUAUAUAACAUACAACACCGCCCACGCAGUUUUUCAGCUAAAUCGAUAGACUAAAAACCGCGACAUGACGAGCUUCUAAUUGGAUUGCACGCGAGGGAUUAACCACUGGGUUUUAGAGGCGCCACCACCACUUCUAAUACUAAUACCAGGAAUUACAGGGUAAUUGAGAGCAGUACUCAACGAGAUGGGCAAGAAGAAGGUGCCCGUUGAGGACCUAGUGGUCCCACCGCAGGACACACGGAUAUGCGGCACCAUAUGCAUCUGCCAGAUGACCCUGGUCCUGAGCUCCGUGGCGCUGGUCUACCUAACGGUGGCCAUUUACAUGCCCUCCACCAGGGCCUUCAAAAGCGGCAUCGAUCCCACGCCGGUCAUGUGCACCACCACGCGGGCGGUGAACAAGGAUAACUGCGAGUGGGGCAGCUGCGGGGAGUGGUGCCUGAGCAAGACCUCCGGCGCCUGCAUCCAGAUCUACGUGAACCUCCGCAGCAAUGGCAGCAACCUCAUAUUCCAGAAUUGCACCAAUUCGGCGAAUAAAACAUGCUAUGGCAUUGACCAGGAUCGGGCCGACAAGGCCAGGUGCAUCAACGAUGAGUGCAAGAAUCUCACGGGUACCUUCAACUGCACCGCUGGCCAGUGCCUGAACAUCACGGAUGCCUUCGAGUGCGUCUUCCACAACAGCGAUGCACCGGUCAAGUGUUCCGGGCGGCGGGGAAAGAUCAACUGCAUGGACAUCAGUGGUCUGUACUCGUGCAGUCGCGGGACCUGCCGGAAGAUAAGGACUCCCUACAACUGCGACCGGAGGUGUGUGGACAUACCCACCCGGAACAAGAACGUGGUGGUCCUCAGUGGGGACAAGGUCUAUCUAUCGCAGUGUCAGAAUGCCAUCAACGCGGAGACCCUCGAAGAAGUCUGGAACGAGUCGAAUGACAAUGUGGCCAUGACAUCGUGCUACUUCAUCAAGAACACGUCGGAUCAGGUGGAUGCAGUGGACUGCAUCAAUGGUUCGACCCUGGAGCACAACAUGCUCAGCGAUCUGACCAACUUCACAUAUCUGAGCCACCUGCACGUUUCGGUGGCCACCCCGGUGCCGGAGAUAGCACCGCCCGAUGUGGAUCUGACCAUUUCCAAUGAGUCCAAGCUGAUGAUCAACCUGGAGGGGUGCGUGAACACCCUGAUGGACGAGUGCAAGGAGUUCCUCAAGGACUUCGGCCGGGAUGGCAGCGAUCACAAUGCCAGGGCUCGCUUCCCCUGCUUCUAUUCGCCCGGCAAGAAGGAUGUGGUGGUGGCCCGCUUCGACCUGGAGGUCACCUAUCGCCAGUUUGUGUUCGCCUCGGUGGUGCCAUCGGUUCUGUUUGUGGUCUCCUGUUCGAUCCUCAUCAUGUGCCAGACCACCGUUUACGUGGGCGACGAUGCCAAGAUGCGGUUCAAGGGGCAUUCCUCUGCUCCAGGAAGACAGUCCGACACACCAGACGGGAGUCUUCGCUUUGCAAUAAUUGGAGUUGGGCACCAGCUGAAGUCAGAAACACAAUCGAGCAACUUGAAAUUCUUUGUAAUCCUUCCAUCGAACUUUUGACACUGCAAACACCCAGUAACAAACACUGAAAGACACAGCGACACACGGACCACACCUCAGAGGCUUGCAAGGACACUCCUGAGCUAACCAGGAAGAGCUGAAAACUGAAACAGAAAAACCGAUAUCCCAUGCGAGGCGCUUGACAUACUCAAGAUACGACGAUCGCCAGAUCUGAAGACAAUAUUAGUAUAAUUUUCGACUCCUAAGUUGAGCAUUUUUUUGGGACUAGGGCCAGAGGCUACAGGACUCGUAGGAUAACAGGAGAUUUACGGGCGGUGCGAGAGAUUAAAUUUAAAAUUGUUGCUAUUAUGGAACUUAGUUUUAUCUAGGAAAUAAAUGCGCACAAACACACACCCAAAUGCACGGCACACACGUACACACACACAGAUACACCCAGACACACACACCAGACACCAGAAUCGGCUGAAGAUCUAGAAGAUAUAUAGAACCAGGUUCAGUCACCGGGAGAGAGGGCAGAGAAAUUCAAAAAUGGCUUAGAGUGAGGGAUGCGUGAUCAAAAAAAAAAAAAGAAA
Molecule: messenger RNA, 3177 nt
Organism: Drosophila biarmipes
Lineage: Eukaryota; Metazoa; Arthropoda; Insecta; Diptera; Drosophilidae
Gene: Teh3
Exons: 2
Coding region: 1256-2644 (462 amino acids)
Biological process (GO): regulation of sodium ion transport
Molecular function (GO): sodium channel regulator activity
Source: RefSeq, a predicted model, not a curated record